GCUGCCACCACUUCCAGCGCCCCCGCCUCCAAGGGCCCUCCCGCCGGCGUCCUGCUCGAGACCAACUACGGCAACAUCACCAUCGCCUUGUACAGCGACAAGACCCCCAGAACAUGUGAGAACUUUGCAGGCCUCGCCGACGCCGGCAAGUACAACGGCGUCAUCUUCCACCGCAUCAUCCCCGGCUUCAUGCUGCAGGGCGGCGACCCCACCGGCACCGGCCGCGGUGGAGAGUCCAUCUGGGGCGGCAAGUUCGAGGACGAGUUUGACAGCUCGCUCAAGCACACGGGCGCUGGUGUCUUGUCCAUGGCCAACAGCGGUCCCGGCACAAACGGCAGUCAGUUCUUCAUCUGCCUCGCACCUACUCCUCACCUGAACGGCAAGCACACUGUUUUCGGCCAGGUCGUCGAUGGCAUGGAUGUCGUCCAGAAGAUUGGAAGUGUCAGAACCGGCUCUGGCGACAGACCCAUCGAGGACGUCGUUAUC
This is a messenger RNA of Aureobasidium namibiae CBS 147.97, 486 nucleotides long. Its product is annotated as peptidyl-prolyl cis-trans isomerase ppi1. The transcript has 2 exons. Gene Ontology annotation, cellular component: catalytic step 2 spliceosome. Gene Ontology annotation, molecular function: peptidyl-prolyl cis-trans isomerase activity. The record is from RefSeq and is a predicted model, not a curated record. Lineage: Eukaryota; Fungi; Ascomycota; Dothideomycetes; Dothideales; Saccotheciaceae. The annotation marks the transcript as partial. Gene Ontology annotation, biological process: protein folding; protein peptidyl-prolyl isomerization.